AGGCAAGGCAAUCGAGUGAAAGUAAAUCGAGUCCAAUAAAGAAGACUACGUAUAACAAAAGCCUAUUGGGACGAUACAGAGACGUCCCGCAACGAGACAAAGGACUGCGAGCGCACGUGGGAGCGGUUUCCCUACAAAGAACCAGUUGGAUUKUGCGACCGUAGCAGUAACAUCAAAAGCUGCGUUUCUUCGGUGCAUAUGCACACGAGCUGUAAAAGACCUCUCUCCGCAACACGAGAUCCAUCAUGCCGCCUUCCUUGUUGUUUGCCAACCACGAUGCCACCAGCACCAACGACAACGGCGACGAUCAAAGCGAUUGCUCCGCGAAGAGUGCCGCGACCGAAAGUAGCACCGUAUCGGAAUUCUUGCGAAGGAUCGUCCCUCCGGRGAAAUGGUCYAUCUUUUUUCCGAACCACGCCGCAAAGUCAGAAGCAAGAAACAAAUCUGCAGACGGCAAUCACAACGAUAUUGGCAGAAAUGCCGUGGACAUGAACAACGAAAAGAAAAUCAACAACAACAAAUCCAUCGAUAUGCCCCCGUCGCUCCGAAUUCCAAUGGGGGAUGACCGCAACCGCCAACGCGAAAACAAAGCGCACCAUACCAAAUCUAGGAACGCAAGCCCCCACGACCCAAUGUUACUGCCGGACAACAAUCAGCUCUUCGACAAUUACACAUUCGACGCCGUCCCCUUCAAUGGUGACAUGGACGAUUUCCCAAAGCAGCGAACCAACCCCACAAAAACAAAGCSGCAGAAUCCGAAGAUCCAAAAUAACCCGGACACAAACAUCAAGAACAUGACCAUCGAGAUUCCGAUGGGCAUAGUGGUCGAUUCYAUCAAGAGCCGGACCAUUAGCAACAUCAGYCCGAUUGGGAACGUCAGCAGUCACGUGCUGGGGCUGGGGCAUCGCAACAAUCCCUUUUCUAGCCGUCAGAACCGUUCCGGUGGCCAUCCCGACGGUGACAGCGAUAGCAGCGACGACGAUCUCGAUCGAAUCCUUGGAGCGAUAGACGACAUUGGCGACGAUGCCCAUAACCAACGACGCCGCCGCCACGCUUCGUCGAAAACCCAUCGUUCGAAAAAGAAAUGCGAUAAAAAAGCGGGAUACCGCAAGAAACGGUGGAUCAAGAGCAGUGGUUGGUGUGCUCACAUGAAGCGCCGGAGCAAGACCGACACCCCCAAACCCGGUUCUGAGGAGAAAACACUCAAUCGAACCCUUGACACAGGUUACAGUAGUUGCGACGAAAACAGCGUGGAAGGUGUAGAUCUCCGCGAAAAAGGGGACCGCAACCAACGGCAACGCACUCCUUUCGAAGAGAGCAUUGAGGUCGAGGUGGGAGCACUGGUCAUGGAAGAAAAGCGAUCUCGUGGCAAAAAAAACAAACGCGCCACAAAAUACASCGGCGACARGCCAAAGAAUUCAAACUCGAUUUCAAUUUGGUGGUGGAUAUUGCUUGGUGUGCUCUUGGCAAUCGUCCUGGCGCUCACGGCGGGACUCCUUGUUCCUUGGCGCAGCAAAGCGGAUACGGUCGUUGCAGGAGCCCAAAAAUUCACGGAUGUCGCUGCCGCUGACGACGACUCGUUGGCCCCGGCAACCAUCACUGGUGGUGAUACCUCAUUAUCGUCCACUGCGGCCCCUUCCGUGCKGUCGAGAAUUUCUGAGCCAACCCCCCUGCCAACACGUUUGCCCGAGUCUAGUAGUAUUCCCAACGACAGCAACAAUAACGGAGCGCCUUCUACUCUUCUUUGGAAGGAUCAGCCACCGCUUUGGGCAUCGCCCGUGUUCCAACCCUCUGUUUCGGUGGUGAAUACAGAACYACCCAGCAUCACGAAGAGCCCCUCGCAAUCACCGUCGAUUCUCGAGCACGCUACUGAUGCCGAACCCGAACUGGUCUUUCUGUACGACGACGACGACGACGACGACGAUGAUAACGUUAACAGCCUAGUGACGCUCGAUAUGGGUCCCUUGAUUGGCCACACCACUCACGAAAGUGCUACGCUGUGGGCUCACUAUCUAAAACCGGCGAUGUAUUUGUUCGAGGAAGACUACAAGCUGAAGGUGAAAUUGUACGAGCAACAGCAAUCCGAAACAAAGAAUGGCCGCUCCUCGAAACCAACACUAAAGCUGAUCCGGACCAUCGACGAAGUCCCACCCGACWUGACUAGGAACAAUGCAGUCUUUUGCACCAUCGAAAGCCUCCAGCCCCUCACGGCGUACUACUAUGAGAUGUCGAUUCUCGGAARACGUGUUGGAAGAGGAUCGUUUCGAACGGCACCAGUCCCUCCAUUUUCGUUGCARCAACAGUCGCCGUCGCAAGGCGAAGACGUCGAAGAAGGAACUCCGCAAGAAAACGAUUGGGCCGAUCCAAUGUUUUCGAGAGAGAAUAUGAGGAAGCCUCAAACGAUUUCUCCAGACGAGUCUUUGCCGUUAGUUCACAAGCGCGAUGGGAAUGGCGACUACGCCGGCGUGAAAUUCGAUUACAUCCUAGCCUCGUGCAUGGAUCGAAGCGAGCAACCAGUCCAGGCCGUGUGGGACGAAAUUGCGUAUGCUUUUUUUCGAAAUCAUACCAAUGGGAAAGAGCAACACWCAUACUCGCAACACCAAAACAAGAAAUAUCCCGACUUCGCAAUCCUGGCUGGCGACACGGUCUACAUGAAGGAAAAUAUCGACGUUGACGAGCGAAACGGCGUCAAUUUCAACCGAUUGUGGGAACGGAACAAAGCACAGCGAACCGAGCCCCACUUUUCCGAUUUCAUAAGGAAUACGCCCAUGUAUGCCACCUGGAACAACCACGACUACGGAUCGGAGUGGAGCAAUGUYUAUCAGUUAGGAAAGGAACACUCCCUCCACGCGUUUCGAUCGCUCUGGCCGACUCCAAGGAGCGGCAACAACCACAACAACAACGGAAUCUACUAUAGUUUUUACUGGGGAGACGUUCACUUUAUCGUUACGGACGAUCGUUGGCACCGCGAUCCAGCUUCUGGGAACCGUCUCGGCCCCGAACAAACCAAUUGGCUUCAAUCCGAGCUCGUUCAUUCGAGGGGAACCUUCAAGGUUGUAGUCAUCGGAAGCGAUAUAAUGGAGCGAGGCUGGGGGUCUGAUCUCGAGAACAUCGGGGAUACCGUCCGCCUCCAUUCCAUUGACGGGGUCCUCUUUCACGCUGGGGACAUCCACCGGAACGAAUACAAACGCCUCAACACGGGUGGGUUCCCCUACCCCGUUACACAAAUCACAUCCAGUGGGAUUGCCAAGGUUUGGAGACGUCCCUUUGUCCACAUUUCUGUGGACACCACCGCGAGAGAAGAUCCCUUUCUCACUGCUAGCUUUUACGGGGCAUCGUCGGCGACGAUGGACGAUGAAAGUGAUACCCAAUGGAUCAACAAUCCGAACAUCACCUGCAGCUCCAUUAGGGGCGAAAACCGUGACCAGGAGCAUUCCUGUACUGAAACGAUUCGAUUGAGUGACCUGCGUGUUGUCGCAUCAUAGAAUCCUGCGCCCUAGAGUCAAUCGUAUGRAUAUCAAGGAGCCACCACAGUGAUGUAAGAAUUUACAGUAGGGCCAAGUAGAUUCAUCGGGACAAAGAUCCAAUCCAGUAUACAUAGUGGAAUAGUUUUGGCCGUCAGCUAGUGCUCUACAAAUAGAAUCAAGGUUAUAAA
Molecule: messenger RNA, 3655 nt
Organism: Pseudo-nitzschia multistriata
Lineage: Eukaryota; Bacillariophyta; Bacillariophyceae; Bacillariales; Bacillariaceae
Source: the annotation of a GenBank genome assembly